Molecule: messenger RNA, 1119 nt
Organism: Cladophialophora yegresii CBS 114405
Lineage: Eukaryota; Fungi; Ascomycota; Eurotiomycetes; Chaetothyriales; Herpotrichiellaceae
Exons: 1
Coding region: 1-1119 (372 amino acids)
Biological process (GO): proteolysis
Molecular function (GO): cysteine-type peptidase activity
Source: RefSeq, a predicted model, not a curated record
AUGUCCAACCAGGCAGACGACGGAGAACAUCCUGAAAUGGACCACGCUGGCGCUUUGCGCGACCCUUUUGACCCGAGAGAUGAGUAUUAUCGACCCGACCCAAGCCUAGCUAUUCGACCGUCGGUGGACUUGCGGGUUGAGCAUCCAGACGACAAUCUGCCCAUAUACUAUCAAGGCGCCACAAAUUCAUGUACAGCCAAUGCGUCGGCCGCAGCGUUGUGGUACGAAGAACGGCUUGGUCGACAUCCUGCGGGCUGGGGAGAGAAGGGUCCUUCGCGGCUGUUCAUAUACUGGCUCGCUCGAAGUGGUUCUCAGGAAUACCGCGAAAAUGUGGAGGACAAAGGGUCUUUUAUGAGAAACGCCAUGAAAGGCAUCAAGACGCAAGGUGUCUGUCCAGAGGCCGACUGUCCUUUCCCGGGUCUGGAACUCAUCGACCCACGUGGCAUGACUCCGGAGCGGCUCGAACGUAAAAAGGCGGCCGUCAAUCGCAAGCCAGAGCCGCAGGCGUUUGAGAAUGCCUUGAAGCAUAGAGUCGGCAAAUACAAGAGGCUCGAUGCCGACGGGCCGGAUGAGCACCAAGGCGUCAAACCGUGGGACAAAGAUUUGACGUUCGACCAGAAGGCAGCGUUCGGCCAAUACAAUCUCCGCAUGCUCCGGGCUUGUCUAUCUGAAGGGUAUCCCGUCGCCUUCUCAUUCUGGUACUACCUCCUCGAUGACGCCAUGUUUCGCACGACAGAUGGAAAGAAGAUUCUCAGGGACAUCUGGGAUGAGAAAGAGAACCUCGCGACAGGUCCAUUCCCUCAGCACACAUGGGUCGAUCGUCUGAAGGACCCUUUUCGUCCAAAGCGGAACGCAAGCUAUGUGCGCAUUGGACACAGCGUGCUUGCUGUGGGCUACGACGAUGCCACCCAGCUAAUACUGGUUCGGAAUUCCCGUGGCGACACAUGGGGCAAUGGUGGUUACUUUUACAUGCCUUAUGCAUGGAUCAGUGACUUCGCUGCCACAAAUGACUUUUGGACGAUCCGUUCUGUGGACGAACACCCGGACGAAGCUCCGGUGCGGUGGGAGCAGAUUCACGAGGAGGUUGUUGGUAAGAUUCUGGCUGGCGAACAAGCCUAG